Messenger RNA from Dinoponera quadriceps, 500 nucleotides. RefSeq lists its product as uncharacterized. The record is from RefSeq and is a predicted model, not a curated record. The transcript is spliced from 2 exons. Bases 143 to 478 code for a protein of 111 amino acids. NCBI's taxonomy places the organism in Eukaryota, Metazoa, Arthropoda, Insecta, Hymenoptera, Formicidae.
GGCUCAACGACGCGAGGACGCAACACAGGAGAAUCGUCGUGGCUUUCUCCGUUUGACGAAUAUCUUCUACGCAUGUACAUCGCAUGUGCACCGACGAUGCACGCAUUAGUGGAUACACGACGCGUGCACACGUACGCACGGCAUGCACACACGCGGUCAUCCGCCGCGAUAUACGCAUGGACGUGCAUGUGGAAUGCGGAAAAAUCAGCGCAAGAAGCGACGAGGGAAGGCUCGACAGAGUUUCCACGAGAGUUUUGACACCACCGAUCCCCGAAGAGCGGGGAGCGUUCCUAAAACUCACGUAGUCGUUCGUCGAAGUUUCUCAGAGACCACGACGACGAUGAUAAAGACGAGAACUAGACGAAUUGGCGAAUGUCGACGUCGACGUGGUCGAUGUUGGUGCAAUGUUGAUGCAGAUGACGUUAAUGAUGACGAUGACGAUGAUAACAACGAGGCGAGAGGAAGGAACGGAGAUUGACGUUCGUUCUCGGAACUACAUU